AUGGAGGAGCUCUAUGAAAAUCUCCUUGCACUGACUGUAUCUUUUUUCUGUUUGCUAUCCCUCCACAGCGUGACAGUAACAUUGAGUAAAUGCAUCCCUUGGUUAGAAAAUGUUAGUCUGGCCGCUUAUCUACGAACAAAAGAUGGAGAUCUGAAUUGGGGCGUAGUUGGAGUCGCAUUUGGCUGUUCAUUUACGGCUCUCCUCAUGACUCGAUUCAUAGUCAGGAUGGGUAAUCAAAUGCUUUGCAAGCACAUCAAAAGAUCACAGAGAGCCAAGAAGCGCAGCCAGACUUGUGGUUCUCGCUAA
This is a messenger RNA of Hydatigera taeniaeformis, 306 nucleotides long. Lineage: Eukaryota; Metazoa; Platyhelminthes; Cestoda; Cyclophyllidea; Taeniidae. The record is from the annotation of a GenBank genome assembly.